GUUUUACUCGUACAGCGGCUGUGGGUAUAUAGUGCGCGCGAGCACACUCGCAUGCGGGUGCACAUUCGCAUGUGCCGCUGGACAACGCUUGCGCAGUCGUCGAGCAUCGCCAGACAGCUCGCCGCGACGGGUGCAUCUCGCGGCAGUUCGCGGUCGUCCUCUAAGGCAGACCCAUUAGUCGCUCAGCAUCCCCCGGCCGCGGCAAAUACACACGCUUUCGUACUCUACUUCCUCACUUCGUUACGAGUCAUUUCUCCCUCCUCACCCUCGCCCAAAUCGCACGACGGAUCACUCGGCCCGGAUCGUUUACCCCCUCGUUAAAUCCUCGCUCUCUUCGAUUUUCACAACCCUCGAUCGAGGAUUACCUCCGGUGAUCUCGGAGUCGGAUGAACUUUGGCGCCCGUGCGAAUCGCGCUCGGCUGGACCGCGCGUGUUCCUCAGCGUCCGAUCUUACGCGCGUAAAUACCCCGCGAUUCCCGAGAGAUCGAUGCCGGUUUCAAAGAGCUCGUCGCAACUGCCAUAUCUUUGAUCCGAUCGCGCCAGAAGUUCGCUUCCUUCCCCCGUAUCCCUGGUAUCGUUUCCGACAAUCGAGUUACCAUCGUUUUCCAGGAUCCGUUCGCGCGAAUCCCCUCGCGUUCGCGAGCCAGAUCGGUCGCCGAUCGGCGCGCGACCGAAGUGUGCCGGAAAGCCCGUAUUACGGAAGAAGCUAGGCGAGUGAAACGAGACGAGACGUGGUGGUCCGCCGCGAUCCACCCCGGACGGGAAGGUCGCGUAGGCGUCCGCCGAGGUUGGUCGGGGUUGUCGACACGACGACGGCGAGCGCGCUGAGGAAAAGGAGGAGGAGGAGGAGGAGGAGGAGGAACGGCGGCGGUGGCAGCGGCGGUGGCGGUACGCUGCGUUAACGUUUCGGCUAAUGGUCGAAACGUCGAUCCGUCACUUGACGCUCAAGUUCCCGAUGCUGCAGCCACCGUCUCCCCUCCUGGAGAUGGCGUCCCUGCGAUUACCAGACUCGGAAGAGUUCGACGUUGAUUCGCGCCGCAGGAGUAACAACGGCAACGUGCCGGUCACGACAGUCGCCGGGACCGCGCCGCCGGGUACCGGCACCCUGCUGCAGAUGAGGAACGAUCUCGGCGAUUAUCUCAACAGCCUGAUCACGGAGGCGAUCGCGACGUCGGGGCCGCGUGUCACCAUGGAGGAUCAUCAGGUUCACGGGCUGUUCAACGCCAGCGGCAAGAACCUGUCGGCGAUCGAGUACGCGCCCGAUCGGCUUUACAGGCACAGCAUGACCAUGUCGGCGGUCUACUGCGUGGCUUACAUCGUCGUCUUUGUGGUCGGCCUGAUCGGCAAUAGUUGCGUUAUCGCCGUGGUUUAUCGGUCGCCCCGCAUGCGGACCGUCACGAAUUUCUUCAUCGUCAAUCUCGCGGUGGCGGACGUGCUCGUCAUCGUCUUCUGCCUGCCGGCCACCUUAGUGAGCAACAUCUUUGUCCCGUGGAUCCUGGGAUGGUUCAUGUGCAAAGCGGUCGCUUAUAUACAGGGCGUCUCCGUGGUGGCCUCCAUCUACAGUCUGGUCGCGGUCUCCCUGGACAGGUUUUUGGCGAUUUGGUGGCCGCUAAAAUGCCAAAUCACGAAACGGCGAGCUCGCAUGAUGAUCGUCGUAAUCUGGUUCAUCGCUCUGAUAAUGACGUCGCCCUGGUUGCUAUUUUUCGACUUGGUCUCCAUCUACGACGACGAUCCCGAUUUACGUCUCUGCAUAGAAACGUGGCCGCAUCCCAAAGACGACACGCUGUUCUUCGUGAUUGGCAAUCUGACUCUUUGCUACGUGCUGCCGAUGAUACUCAUAUCCCUUUGCUACAUUCUCAUCUGGAUCAAGGUGUGGCGCAGGCAUAUACCAACUGAUACCAAGGACGCCCAGAUGGAGAGGAUACAACAGAAGUCGAAGGUGAAGGUGGUCAAGAUGCUGGUCGUGGUCGUGAUACUCUUCGUUCUCUCAUGGUUGCCUCUUUACGUAAUCUUUGCCGUGAUCAAGCUGGGCGACGUGGCGGAAACGGAGGAUGAUAUCCUGCCAAUCGCUACGCCGAUCGCUCAGUGGCUAGGUGCCAGCAACUCCUGCAUAAAUCCGAUCCUCUACGCUUUCUUCAACAAGAAGUAUCGGCGCGGCUUCAUCGCCAUCCUGAAGAGCGGCCGAUGCUGCGGCAAGCUUAGGUACUACGAGACCGUCGCAAUGAUGUCCUCCUCGACGAGCAUGAGAAAGUCCUCCUACUACGUCAACAAUAAUAACAACAACAAUUCGUCGACGAGGCGCGCCUGGCACGGACCGCCGGUCCACCAGGACAGCAAUGUUUCCUACAUAUUCAAUCACACCGGCGUGUAAUUGUAGUCACGUGAGUCGAGGUAGCCUCGCUUUGUCACGCAGAUUUGAUAUACUCGAUCGACAAAUUGAAAGAGAACGUGGUGGCCUUUGUAUCUCGAUCGACCGCUCUAACGGUCGAAGCCGAAAUCUGGCCGAAGUCAGCCAGUCCGAGAAUUACGGAUCAUCUUGCGGAUGAUCGACAUGAUUGUUACUCGGACCGGAAGUCGUUAACGGAAAGACGAGAGCGGAAGAAGAAGAAAUCUUUCUCAACAGACCAUGAAAUCAUUAUGAACAUCGCCCUGCCAUUGUCCCCUUAUGAAAGACAUUGUUAUUUGGAUUUUGUCACAAUGUUGGCCAUUGCGUACACGUAAUAUAUUCUAGUUGUUAAGAUGUGUUCGCCGCUGCGAGCGCGCAGUUGCGUAAUUGUUUGCCUAACGACACAAAGUAGCUUUUUAGGUCCGGGAGACGGGACUUACGCUUCGAAAAACCUUAGAACUUCUUCUACGUUCGGGUUAUUUGUACGGAUGCGUUUGAACGGAGAGCAUAGUUAAGUCUACCAAUUAAUUGUAAAGCAGGAUGUGGAGUCUGUUACGACUGUUGCGACGGUGCAUGCACCCUUGUGUGUCGAGUAUGUAAUUAGCGCGACAGCGGUGAGUGGCGAUGAUGUCGGGAUGGUGACUCGCGUGAGCACGGAUACGAGUUGAGUUGUUGUCUCUUGACACUAGGCACUUGCAUCACGACAAACAAUUAAGCCCAUUCUCGUCGGCGGGAUACCUGCAUAAUUAAGGGUGUCAGAAGUGGAGGCGUGUGCACCAAUUAACACGGCGCUUUAUCAAAUACGGUGGCGCAACGUAGCGCGAAGAUUCGAUUUCGGUUCGUAUUGAUUCACGCGAGCGGUCUUCGAGCGGAAUAAGACGUUGGUAAAAUAAAUCGCGUAAGGUUUUGGCGUUAUCUACACACGUAUCCCAGUAUCGCAUGUCGCGGGUUCAUUUGUACACAUUGAGACCACCAGUUGCACCAAAUCCAUCGAGAUUAGAUAACACGAAGCCGUAGUGAGACGAAUAAGCACGCAGUAAUUUGCAGAUUGUCAUUGAUAUUCUAGUUACAAAGGUUUGUUUAUAUUUUCCAGAAGGAAGUAUUCAUCAUGCUAAUAGAUCAUGCUUGAUUUCCUUGUAAGAUUAUGACUCACGCCAUUCUCUGGUAUGCAUCUCUAACGUUCAUUUCAAUUCUCUUCCUAUGAUAUAUUCAUCUUAUAUAGAGCAGAAUAAAAAGAAAAAUUAAUUUGGAUAGUACCAAAAGUUAAUCGAACUUUUGUAAACACUAUCAGCACAUGUAACUUAUCAUGUAAAAUUAUAAUUAGAAAAUUAUAUAUAAAAUACGUAUAUUUUCUUAUCGAGACAUUAACUGGAGAUAUCUGUUUGUGGCCCGUCCGACGUCUUUGCUCUCUACAUUUGCGACUUGUGCCAAGAAUAAAAAAAAUUUAUGGCAAUGCAAAUAUAUGAAAUGGCGUCCGAGAGACGUGGUCUCCCUUUUCUGACGUUCUUUGGACGAUUUUUUCAAAAAAUUUCUUGUAUUCUUGUAUCAUCGGGAAGUCACGUAAAUCGAGUGGCGAUUUCAUCCAAAGUAGAAUGCAUCACUGUUUAAUACAGGCGUUUGUUCGUUCUUGCUGGAUUAAUUGACAGGAUUUUUUCGAGCUUGAUUGUUCGCAGCACAGUGUUUGCACGUCGAAAUUUGUCCGGAUUGUUCGAGGACAAUUCGCGUAGCCUUCCGAACCCACGACGUUUAUCACGUGUUUGUCGCAGCUUGUUAUUUCGUCGCGAUCAUCUGUCGACGAUAAAAGGGAAAAGGCGUAUACUCUUUGUCCAUUUGCACCGCGGUCGAUCAGAUCGCGGAUUUCCGCGCGCGUCGUGACGCGUUAGAGCGAUCGAGUUUGAUCGCAAAUUACUCGUUACAUUUUUAAGAGCCGAGACGAUCGGCUCUUGCGUUUUUCCCUCCCUCCAAGGGGCAGCGGGAUUACCUUGAAUCCUUGUAGCUGUAAGAUGGUAGCCACCGGAUUUUAUGAUAGAGCAAUUAUUUUCGUAAGGUUUUUAUACGGGAGAGACGAGGCGAACUGUAGAUUUUAACUGCAGACAUGCGAAUUAUUACGUGGCCAUCUACUGCAAUUCAUAUCUACCAGUGGUGAUUAAGUGCAACAAUGAUAAUAAAAUAGGACGGAAAAAAUAGAAGAGAAAUGCAAUCAACAGUGGCAACAAUUUAACCGGAGAGAGAGAGAGAGAGAGAGAGAGAGAGACGUAGGAACGAUCAGGAUUCGACAUUGAUACGAUUUCUUGCCAGGUUCAAAUCUCGAUGCUACAGACACUCAUGCAUACACACGCGUGGACAUGAUCUCUGACUAUACAUGCAAGCUGAUGCGAGACACGUUUUUUUGGUAACCUGUAGCAUCGGUGGCAACUCGCACCGGAAUUACAAUAUGUCGGUUGUGAUACCCGGCGAUAACUUUGGGCCACAGCUAUACAACGUAUAUGAAAUGGCGAAUACGUGUAACGAGUAAUCAAGUGUACGAGCAAUGAAUAUAAUUCACUGUACUAUGCAUGUAAGGAUCAAACGUAAGUCUAUCCGCUCUGUCUGCAUGUACGUACUAUAUGUAUAUUUACUGUUGCUACGUUGUUAUUAAAUACACAUACACUAACACUCACACUGACGUUCACACAUACGUUCCACGUUCAUCGUUCCGUCGAGGAUCUCUUUUGUACCGUAGAUUGUUAAUUAAUAUUCGAUCGUCGGUCUUUGUCGCACGUGCGGAGUAUCUUCAACACGCACACACUUUAACGAACGUUCAUAACUUUCGGAAGCUAUUGUUUGCAAGACCACAGAGUAAUUAACAAAACAUAAAUCCGUUAAAAUUCGAAGAAUUAUUCUCCCAUUCGCGUUUGAUUUUUUUUUCUUGGCAUCUGCAUCGCGUAAUAACUGUUUACGAGAAAUUAUUAAUUAAGAGGAACGUUCUAAUUAGCGGGAUGAGAACUAUGUUUGUUGCAUUUGUAAAAUAGAUACAUGCAAAAAGAUGUUGUAAUAAAUAAAUGUAAAGAAAAUGUUUACAAUAGAGAGCUAUUAUUGUAAAGUGAAUUUGUGUGUGUGAUAUCCUGGUACGUUUGAAUAUUCGAAUAUUUAGAUGUCACUGCGAUUCGAUUUUGAGAUUCGACUAAUUCCAUUUCAGAUAAAAUAAAUAGUCAAAUAAUUCGAGUGCUUCGAAUAUCAUGAUAUUUUCUAAUGAAUGAAUUAUUGUCGUAUUUAUACUGGCAUCGUCAUGUCGCAACGUAUUACAUUUCCAUAUUUAUUAGACUUGCGAUACUUUCGACUAAUUUAACACAGAUUAUCUGCACUAUUCAAAUAAACGCAGAUUAUAUCUCGAUAUUCGGAUACUUGAAAUAUUCAGCUGUUUCUUUUAUCGGAAAUCUCCCGCUCAACUUUUAUCGAGUUAGCCAAAUAACAGAAUUACUUGAACUUCUACAUUCCCUAUUCACGCUUAAAUUCUGUCAGCAGGUCUUACAAGACGCAAUAAAAAAAGUUUCCGGAAUAGCGCUAUGAAAAAAUAAUUGACUAAUCCUAUUCACGGUUAUCCCCUUCAAUGUAAUUCCCUCCAGAGUAAUUCCCUUUGACAUUAACUCUUAACUGGUGAUAUGAAAAAAGUGAAGAAAGUUCAAUACAAUUAAUGAUGAGCGUCUCUCAGUUUCUUUAUCAUCCUUAUAUCUUUUUUCGUGAGAUUUUCAGAGUACAUAAUGUUAAUUACAUUUUUACCGAUUAUAUAAAAGAUUUCAGAAUAUAAAAAAUAGAAGAGAAAUUUACGUUCGAUUAAUUAUCAAUUUAUAUACACAAACAAGAGAAUCAGAAGAUAAAAUUCAUGUUUUAGAGAUCAAAUAUUUUUUCAAGGUUUAAGCAAGUGAUUAUUGGCCUAAAAACCGAUUCGUACAAUACCUCGUACAGUUGACAUGAAAAUGGUCGGACAGCUUUUUAGUGCUUCUUGAAAUAUCUCCGAUAUCCAAUGAAAGAAUCUGCCUCAUUCAUUUUGACGCUGAUAUAUUUUAUGAUGUGAUGUACAGUAAUAAUAUGUGUUCGAGGAAGUUAUAUCACGCCUUAAUCGCGACAAGAACAAGUGUCCCGCUGUUAAUAAUGCUUUCUCUUGAAUGGAUUUAAUAUUAAUUUAAAAAUUAUAACCAAUAACAUGUUUUAUGUAAGACAAAAAUAUACUGUUGGCGUCUGAUAGAGAUUUUAUCAAAUGUAACUAGGUUACAAGAUACUGCGAAUUUAUAUCGUUACAACGCUUGUGCGAGUGUAUUGCACAUUUCUACUUAUUGUUAGCGUAUGAUCCCCAGCACAGAGUAUCAUUUUAUGAAAUUGUUACGAUAAUUACAAAACGUAAAUCAUUUGAAAUCAAUAUGUCGAUCGUUAUAUCGAUAAAUGUUUUAAAAAUAAUAAAGUUUCAUUAACAUUAGCCAUCCAAAACAUCAGAAGAUAUUUUAUAUAUUUGAUGAUAAAAGCAUGGUUCAAUGGACUAACAAUAAAUUUCAAGAAAAACGUUACCUCAAUGAUAGAAGAAAAGAUAUAAAUAUAUUUAUUCAAAAUUUUGUCACACGGAGAAAAAAUUGUUAACUUGAUUAGAAAGACUUGAUUAAAAUUUUCAACCUGGUUAAGUUUCUUCAAUUCCAAUAUUUAUGUACUUAAAUUAAAUACAUAAAUGCUUAAAUUAAAGUUUAAGUAUUUUAUGUAUUUGAGUUAAAUACAUGAAUAUUUAAACUAAAGAAAUUUAAUCAAGUUGAAAAGUUUAGUCAAUUUAAUAACUUUUUUCUCGGUAUAAGGCGUUUCAUUAAAAAAAAUGCUUUUAUCAUAAAGUCUCUUAUACAAUAUGUUUGCCGAUGAAUCGUUUAUAGGAUACUUUAAGAUAAGUUGAAGAUACCGUCUAAAAUUAAUUCCCAGAGGCGCAGCGGCGGGAAAAUUGCGUAGAGUAUUUGACGCCGAUGCUUAAAGGUUAAUCUAUCGCGUCGUGAGUCUAUUUUUUCUGAUAGCGCGUGAGAUUAUGCUAGCGAAGGCGAUAACAUAAACUAGCGUUUUCUCUCGGUAGAUAUAAGCAUUCUGUUAUACAAUUUUUUAUAAUCGUCCGCGAGGCGCUCCCUGUUACAUGCUUAGGUAACAGUAAUCUCGUGUCUUAAGCGGGACACGAGAUACGAUAAUUAAGCGUUUAAUUGAUAGGACGUAUUUACGGUCAUUGGUAUAUUAUUAGUGUCGGUUGCGCGCGUGAAGCGGCCGGGCAUGUUUAAUGGUGUCGGCAGAGCCUUGGUACAAGCGAGAUUUCCACAUCGAGAUAUCGGAACUGCACAUCUGUUUGUAACUGCAAAGUGACGUUUUUGUACAUUUAAAACACCUUAUUUGUAUAAAAAAAAAAACUAUAAAGAUUUAUGCGAAAAAAACAUUAUUUACUCGGCCACCAUAUUCAUAAAUUAUUAGGUUUAUGCAAAAGGAAAGAAACGAAAAGAGAGGUAUUACAUAAAAAAUAGAUUUAGAUAUUAACAAUAGAUCAAUUUUCAUUAAUUGAUUUUUUCCAGUAUAAUUAAAAAAAAUAAAUUUAUUUUAAAUAAAAAUUAAUGGACGAACUUUUUGCAUUAACCUAAUAAUUAAUUAUAUUAUUAUGUCAUGUACACAAAUGCAGACACACGCACACACACAUACACACACAUACAUAGAAAAAUAGAAUAUCGCUUUUGAAAACCUGCACGCGUAUCAGUGUCACGGUCAAAUUGACACUUUCGUUGCACGCGAAUAAAAAUCAAAUACUGGCGAUUCGAUUUGAGCUCGCGCUUUAUGAGACGGCCAUAAUAUUAAAUCUUCUAAGCUACAUAACAUCGAACGAUAUGCCAUCCUCUUUUCUUUUGCGUUAUUUUAUUUUAUGACGGUUACGCGUUAUAUGGAUAAGCGCAGCUUUAUCUGUAUAACAAUGAAAUAAUAGAAACAUACUAGAAGGUAAGAAGACGAUUUGCAAGUGAAGUCGAUAAGUGUUUAGCGUCCUAUCAGAGUAUGUAUGUUAUGUACCAACCAAAAGAGAGAGAUGUUACCGAUGUCGACGACACUUACUCAUGACUUAUUGAUAAAAAAAAAAUAUAUAUAAAAAUACAGUUAAGACGAAUACGUAAAUACCACGAAAGAUAGUUCUCGUUUGUUGUAUGUUUUGAAUAUAUGUAUGUAUAUGUAUAUACAUAUAUAGAUGGUAUGUAAAGCAGCCGGCGAUUAGGCGUUAUCACGCCUAUCAACCGAGGCGCAGGUUCCUCUGUCCACAUCGUACGAUUUAGCAAUAAAUUUUAAUUUUCCCAACAUUGCCCGUCACAUUUUAUAGGGGAUGCCGUGGUAACGCCGAAUCGCAUUCCACGUAGCUAAAAUGUAUCAAGUUGCGAGUAUAAGUAUACUUAUUUUCUCAGAAAAGAACACAUUAAAAUAUUAAAUAUUACAUUAUAUAUAUAAUAAAAUAUCUCCAUUGUGUAUA
Molecule: messenger RNA, 8879 nt
Organism: Solenopsis invicta (red fire ant)
Lineage: Eukaryota; Metazoa; Arthropoda; Insecta; Hymenoptera; Formicidae
Product: neuropeptide SIFamide receptor
Exons: 3
Coding region: 914-2371 (485 amino acids)
Biological process (GO): G protein-coupled receptor signaling pathway
Cellular component (GO): membrane
Molecular function (GO): peptide binding; neuropeptide Y receptor activity
Source: RefSeq, a predicted model, not a curated record